GGCGGGGUUUCAAACGGAGCCGAGAGGAGAGCAGAAGCUCCACCCCCCGCCUCUCCCCUCCCACUUUCUGGAUCUCCGCUUCUUUCCCAGAUUCCCUCUUCGGCCGGAGAUCCCUCGGGAGACUCUUCUGGCUUCCGCUCGGAGCUGGACGGGCCGUUCUUCCUCCGGGCUCUUAGCCGCGCCUCCUCCCAGGAGAUCCUCUCUCCACCAGGAGGAAGGGAGCUGCGGAUUUUGCUCUUCGGCUUUUGGGGGUUUUCCUCGGAGAAAUCCAGCUGGCGUUGCCUGCAGGGAUCGGAUCCCUCCCUUCCCUCCAAGGGGGCAAAGGGGGCUCCGUCCAGGGGCUGGAUCAGCCCCCUCCUCGCCUGGCCGAGGCUCUCCGGGUGGAUCCGGGGAGGAGCUUUGGCAGGAAAACAACUGUGACCAAAGAUUUACCUUUAAGACAAUUAACAAGAGAUAGUAGAAAUUCAGCCCAAGGCAGCAGCCAAAGGAAAGCAUGAAGCCUGGGAAACGCUUGGAUCCCCCAUCAGACAAAAGCAGCUCUCCAAGAACGCCCAAAAGGACCCAUCAAUGCUCAGAGUGUGAGAAAUCCUUUGCUCGCAGAUCCCUCCUUUUGACCCACAGGAAAGUCCAUGUGGGAAGUGGAUCCAGUCAAGGUUUGGAGGCUGAGAAAUCUUUCUCUGGGAAAAACUCCAAAGAGCUCAGAAGUUCCCCUAGACUGAAACCCUAUAAAUGUGAGGAAUGUGACUUAUGCUUUGGUCGAAAGUCACACCUUCUUACACAUCAGAAAAUCCACACUGGAGAGAAACCUUAUCAAUGUCUGGAAUGUGGGAAAUUUUUCCGUAGAAAGGGCACCCUCAAAAUCCACGAGAGAAUUCACACAGGGGAGAAACCUUACAAGUGUUGGGAAUGUGGGAAGAGCUUUUCUCAGAAAUCAAAUCUUUGUGCCCAUGAGAAGAAUCACGCAGGAAUAAAACCUUACAAGUGCUUUGAGUGUGGAAAAUCUUUCACUCUGAGUUCAACUCUUCAGUGUCAUGAGAAAACACACCGAGGAGAGAAAAACGAAAAGUGCCUUGUGUGUGGGAAAUGUUUUACCCAGAAAUCAACACUGGUGCAACACCAGAGAAUUCACACUGGAGAGAGACCCUAUGAAUGCCCAGAAUGUGAGAAACGAUUUAUGUUUUCUUAUGAACUUCAAACACACCAGAAGUGGCACAAAGGGGACCUACCCCAUAAAUGUGGGGAGUGUGGGAAAAGUUUUGUUUCUCCAGCCCAUGUUCAGAUUCAUCAGAGAAUCCACACAGGGGAGAAACCCUACAAAUGUGAGGAGUGUGGGAAAUGCUUUUCCCAAAAACAACACCUUGGACGCCAUCAAAGGUUCCACACAGGAGAGAAGCCGUACAGAUGUGUACAAUGUGGAAAAUCUUUUGCUUCUGAUGGAGGCCUUUGGAGCCAUUAUAGAACCCACACAGGGGAGAAGCCACAUCAAUGCUAUGAAUGUGGAAGAUUUUAUCGUACUUCAUCAGCCCUUAGAAGUCAUGUGAAAAGUCACAGAGGGGAAAAAAACUACAAAUGUUUUGAUUGUGGGAGAACAUUUGCUCAUUCAGGUUCCCUUAGAAGUCACAGCCGAACCCAUACCGGAGAGAAACCCCACAAAUGCUCAGAGUGCGAUAAAUGUUUUUCUCGGAAAUAUUGUCUUGUGAUGCAUCAGCGAAUCCACACUAGAAAGAAACCCUACAAAUGUUUGGAGUGUGGGAAAUGUUUUUUCCAUCCUUCAACACUUCGGGUGCACACCCAAAGUCACACAGGAGAGUAGCCUCACAAGUGCACAGAGUGUGAGAAACUCUAUGAGAUUUUCAUAGAAAAUCAAAGGAAAAAAAGUACCAAAAAGUCUAUAGCAGAGAUAAAUCUCUUCAGCUGUGGAAAACAUUGGGAACACUUUUUUAACACAUCUUAAUGUUUACCAGGAACUUUACACAGUGACAAUUAAAAUCCUACAAUUAUUUGGUGUGAGUAAAUGUUUUUCCUACUGAAGGAACCUGAAAUAACAUCAGAGAGGACACAAUGAGGCAAAAGGGUGUAAAUGUUGGGAGUGUGAGAAUAUGUUGCUCGCAAAGCCGCAUUUUAAACUUACCGGAGUAAUUACACAAAAUAGUUAUAAGUAUGUGGGGAGUUGAUGAAAUGCUUCGCAGACUACAGGACAUCCUUGACCUAUGACCACAACUUGGAAUGGAUUUCCGCCUGUCAUAAGUUCCUUCAGUCGUAAGUCAAGGAACCAGGUAUUUCUCUUAAUGUUCACUAGACUCUGUUGAUCAAUGAGAAGUGAAAAUUUAGAGAGGAGAAAAGGGUGAAGAGUGGAAUGAAUCUGGUUGUUUUUUGUUUGUUUUUUGGUAAAAAGUUUUAUUUUCAUUUUCCAACAACCUAUUCAAUGUACAGUCUCUUAUUCAACAUUAGUCAUUAACUUUCAUUUGUUACUUAUUCGGACCUGCCCAGUUACCACUUCCUUCCUUAACAAACCUUUCCUCCUCCCUUCUCUAUUUUCUUCUACUUUCUUCAUCCUUCCUCUCCUUUGCUUUUCUACAUCCUCUCCUCCUUCCCCACUCCUCUCUUCUUCCACCCUUUCUAACCCUCUCUCUUUCCCCUUUCUUCUUCCUCUCCUUUCCCCCUUUUCUACCUCUCUCUUUCCUACCUACUUUCUUCCUUCACUCACUCCUCUCCCUUUCCAUUCCCUUCUGAAAUGGCAGCUGAGCAGCCCCGCUUUCAUUUCAAAUUAUUUCUAUUUCUUAAUUACAUAUCUUCAAUCAUUCUUUUACAUUGAUCCUUCAUCUCCCCCU
Messenger RNA from Ahaetulla prasina, 2831 nucleotides. Its product is annotated as zinc finger protein OZF-like. Gene Ontology annotation, biological process: regulation of immune system process; negative regulation of transcription by RNA polymerase II; regulation of cytokine production. The record is from RefSeq and is a predicted model, not a curated record. Bases 494 to 1813 code for a protein of 439 amino acids. NCBI's taxonomy places the organism in Eukaryota, Metazoa, Chordata, Lepidosauria, Squamata, Colubridae. The transcript has 2 exons.